AAUUUGUAUCUGGCAACCCUGACCGGGGAGCCGACGAGCACAACAAUGGCAUACUAUGGGCCUGGGAUGUUCCUCUUUUCCAAGUGUUCUCGCCGGGUCUUAAGCAUUAAUUCUAGCCGCAAGUUGUCAGGUAGUGUGAAGCGAUGCAGCUCGCAAGCCAAAGUGGGGUUUAUUGGACUAGGAAACAUGGGGGGACCAAUGGCUUCCAAUCUAGUAAAGAAGGGUCAUAGUGUUGUGGCAUAUGAUGUUAAUCCUAAGGCUAUGGAAAAUAUUGAGGAUGCAGGUGCAAGGAUUGCUGCUACUCCAGCUGAGGUGGCCAGUAAAGUGGAUAGUAUCAUCACCAUGCUGCCUAAUUCACAGCAUGUAAUAUCAUGCUAUACUGGAGAAAAGGGAGUUUUUGAAGCAGUGCAGCCUGGGACACUUAUUUUGGACAGCAGCACCAUUGAUCCCAGUGUGUCUAAAGAGAUGGCCAGCUUAGCUCUGAAGAAAGGUGCUGUUUUCAUGGAUUCCCCCGUGUCUGGAGGUGUGAAUGCUGCCAAGGCUGGAACUCUGACAUUCAUGGUUGGAGGAGAUGAAAAGGAGUUUGAGGCAGCAAAAGGACUGCUGUCUGCCAUGGGUCAAAAUGUUGUUUAUUGUGGUGGUGUUGGAAAUGGACAAGCUGUCAAGAUCUGUAAUAACAUGCUAUUAGCCAUCUCCAUGAUUGGCACUGCUGAAACCAUGAACUUAGGGAUGAGGUUAGGGCUGGAGCCCAAGUUGAUGGCCAGUAUCAUUAACACAGCCACUGGAAGGUGCUGGUCAAGUGAACUAUACAAUCCAGUCCCUGGUGUACUGCAAAAUGUUCCCUCCUCCAACAACUAUGAG
This is a messenger RNA of Procambarus clarkii (red swamp crayfish), 861 nucleotides long. Lineage: Eukaryota; Metazoa; Arthropoda; Malacostraca; Decapoda; Cambaridae. The record is from RefSeq and is a predicted model, not a curated record.